This is a messenger RNA of Mycena citricolor, 2463 nucleotides long. The record is from the annotation of a GenBank genome assembly. NCBI's taxonomy places the organism in Eukaryota, Fungi, Basidiomycota, Agaricomycetes, Agaricales, Mycenaceae.
CUCACACGCUCUCACACACCGGAUACCUACCCCAGGUUUCCCGUUCCUGUGUGAUCUAUUUCACACCGCCAAACGGCGACCAGCGACGCGCCUGCCCAGCAUCAUGCGCAGUCAUUCGCGUACUCGUUACGAUAACUGACACUCUGGAUGUGAUUCCGGCGGAGUUGUCACAGCGAUGGAAACAACAUGUUCUCGAAGGAGAAAAAGCUCGAUUUGCAGGGCCGGGUGAUGGACAUAUGUAUGAUCUGGGAGGGAGGACUUGGCCUGCAUGUCCUUGGACGCUUCGGACAUACCGCAAAUCUCGAUGCUGAUGCUGCGUGGUAAAUCUUUCUUACACGCCUUCAACUGUCGAAGCGGACCGAAGACCGAAUGAGUCCCCGGGUGGCCCGCGAUAUCCCUCCGCCCCACAUUGUGAUGUUGACGAGGUAGCAGCAGGCUGGCCUAUCAGGUGGAGGCUUCUGCGCAUCGUAAUCUCGCUUCCUGCGAUGGCGGUUUAUCUCGAGCCCGCCCGGGCCCGUGACCAAUGGGAUUGCAUCCUUGGCAAGGCUUACCCCACAGAACUUAUGGCAAACGGCACGGCCACUGAUGGGGGAUUCUGGAUAAUAUAUAGAAGGAGAACACGCAAGUCAAAAUUGCCUUGUCUGCAUCCCUCUCACUAUCAUGGUCAAUCUCCGCCGCAUCGAAGACCGUCCGACGCCGAAGGAGGUUUACAACUGGAGGGUGUAUGCCAAUGCUAUUGUUGCCACAUGGGGUGCUCUUGUGAGGAUUUUAACUUACUCUCGAGAGCGUCCUUCUGACCCAUUUUCUUCAAUUCGUGUUCCAGAAUUGGGUACAUAUGACUCAGCCUUUAUCGGCACCUCGAUCAGCCUGACAAGUUUCAAGAGCGAGUUUGGCUUGCUUAACAAGUCGACCACCGAGCUCGACCUCAUCUCGGCCAACAUCGUCUCCGUCUUCCAAGCGGGAUGCUUUUUCGGCGCUUUCGCGGGUUACGGGCUCGGUUAUUUCUUGGGACGUAAAGUCGGCCUCAUCGCCGCCAGCGGCAUCUUCGUCGUCGGCGCUGCCCUGCAAUGUGCUUCGUCUUCUGCUACUGGACUCGGAAUCAUGUAUGCCGGGCGGGCAAUCGUCGGUCUCGGUGUCGGAAUCGCGUCAAACCUGGCUCCCAUCUACGUGGCCGAGAUCGCCCCUCCUGCUAUCCGUGGCCGCUUGAUCGGCUUGUACGAGUUGUGCUGGCAAAUUGGUGGUGUGGUCGGUUUCUGGAUCAACUACGGUGUCACGCAGCAUAUCCCGCCCAGCCGCAAGCAGUGGUUGAUUUCGUUUGGUGUCCAGCUGGUGCCCGGCGGCAUGCUUUUCCUCGGAGCCCUGAUCAUGGUGGAGUCGCCGCGGUGGCUCGCAAUCCAGGACCGUCGGUCGCAAGCGCUGCGCAACUUGUGCAUUCUGCGUAACCUCCCUGCGGAUGCGCCGUACAUCGUCGAGGAACUCGCGCAGAUCGAAGCCGGCAUCGCACACGAACGGAGCCUUGCAGGCGCUGGCUUCUUUGGACCCAUGCUCUCGGUGUCCCGCAGCCCUGCGCUGCUCUACAGACUGAUGCUCGGCUCCAUUAUGUUUGUUUGGCAGAAUGGCACGGGUAUCAACGCCAUCAACUACUACUCACCGACGAUCUUCAAGUCCAUCGGUGUCACCGGAUCCAGUACCUCGCUGCUUACGACUGGCGUCUACGGCAUCAUCAAGCUCGUCGGUGCGCUCGUCUGGUUGCUUUACAUGGUCGACACCUUUGGACGUCGGGGUGUCCUCAUCAUCGGUUCCAUCGGCGGCUCGAUCAGCAUGUACUACAUCGGCGCCUACAUCGCGAUUGCCAAGCCGGAAAGCCACGUUUCCACGACCAUCACGCCGGGAGGUCGCAGCGCCAUCGCGUUCUUCUAUCUCUGGACGAUCUUCUACGGUCCAACAUGGAACGGCACGCCCUGGGUCUACGGCGCUGAGAUCUUCCCGCAGCACGUGCGGACAUUCACGCAGGCCUGUAUUGCUGCGUCCAACUGGCUGUACGGCUUCCUCAUUGCGCGGUUCACGCCGCAGAUGUUCGCCAGCAUGGGCUACGGCGUGUAUUUCUUCUUCGCUUCGCUCAUGGUUCUCUCGAUCCCCUUCAUCUUCUUCGUCGUGCCCGAGACGAAGCAGAUCCCGCUCGAGCGGAUGGAGGAGCUGUUCGCAUCAGACAUGAAGCCCUGGAGGGCGCACGACAUUGUUAUGGCCCGGGUGCACGCAAGCCGCGCCGCGCGGGACGACGCUGCGUCGAUCGACGACGACAAGCCGACGCAGUUCCAGCAGGAGCACGUUUAGGAAAUGUAAUGAAAUCUAGACUCGUAGAGCCACCCGCCAGCGUUUCUGGUAAUUAACAUCCAUCAUGUGUAUUGUACGACCACCGCAUCCAUCUGUAUAAAUUGCUGCUUGACGACCUUUCACUAUCGA